AUGUCACAGCCCCCGGACUUCGCAGUAGUUCUCUGUCACGGCUCUUACCACACCCCGGCUCCGCUCGCGAAACUGAACGUCGGGGAUGUCGCCAAUCCCGACUUCAGUCGCGAACCCCCACCGGAAGGUUAUCCCCAGGGAGAGGCGGACUCAGAAGCUGUGCUGAGCGUCCUGAAGCCGUUGGUAGAAGCGGGCAAGGAGGUCUUGAUCGUUGGCCAUUCAUCUGGCGGCUGGGUGGCCACGCAGGCGGCGCAGCGUGAUCUGCAGGCUGGCAUGCGAAAACCUCAAGGUCUUGCUGGAGGAGUAAUCGGCAGCCUCUACGCAGGUGCAUUCGUCAUUCCAAUUAGCGAAUCGGUGAACAGCUUCUUCCAGCCCAAGGACGGCAACUUUGUGACGCCCCCGUUCAUGACUUUCCACAAACACGGAGCCGCCGGGCUCGGCACGGUUGUCAACGCCGAAAAGUUCCUGUUCAACGAUCUCGACGAGUCCACCGCAAAACAGUGGGCAGCUACACUCACGGCCUCUCCCAUCCUAACUUCAAAGCUCACGAACGAUGCAUACUCGAUGCUACCGUGCGCCUACCUAGUCCUGAAUGGCGAUCUUACGCUUCCUCGUGAGUAUCAAGAAGGUAUGGUUGGUCUUCAGCCCUCUAAGACGGGCAACUUUACGAUCUACAAUUGCCCAGCCGGCCAUUCCCCUCAUCUCAGUUGGACCGAAGGCAUGGUAGAUACCAUUCUAAGCUUCGUCGACAAAAUCAAGGCUGAGACAGGGACCAAGGAAGCCUCCAAGUGA
Molecule: messenger RNA, 792 nt
Organism: Chaetomium globosum CBS 148.51
Lineage: Eukaryota; Fungi; Ascomycota; Sordariomycetes; Sordariales; Chaetomiaceae
Exons: 3
Coding region: 1-792 (263 amino acids)
Source: RefSeq, a predicted model, not a curated record